GAGCGCGCUUAAACAAAACCCCGUGUACAGUGCACACGUAAAUAUCGGCCGACGUAGUUGCUUAGUAUUUUCCUAGUCACAAAACAUGACAAGCACAACGCCGAAUGGUAAGCACGUACGGUCACACAGCCUGAAAAGUUUUCCAGCAGUGGCCGCGGCGGCUAUUGAUAGCAAGAAACCGGGCGAUAGCGACGUGGCGACUGUUGUGGCGAACGACCUACAAACGAUCACUUCGACGGCAAAGAUGUCAUCGACGUGGAAACAGGCAUGUGAUCGAACUAGAGAUCGAACUAAACAACUGUUACGUAGAACUAUGUCGUGGAAAAGUAACACGAUCAUAAUGCAGCCUGAAGAACCCAAGUUUGACGAUACGUCCAGUACGUUGGAAAUACACGUAUGGGCAUCCUGGAUGAAACGUUAUGCUAGUGAAGAUGAAUCGAAAUCAUUGGAGAUUCCAUUUAAAUUGUCGUCGUUGCAAGAGGAGAAAUUAUCGACCUUUUUCAAAUAUUAUUUAGAUGGUGAUUGCGAUGGGUUCGUAUUUGAACAUGAUUUCCAUCAAUUUUUUGAGAAAUUAAGACGUUUCGCUGAUUGGUCACCGGAUAGUGAUGAAUACAUAAUUUUAAAACAAGUCUUAAGAGAAUUAAUCCAAGUAUUCAUUCCAUGCGAAAGCGGUCAAAACGUUGCGUUUAUUAGUUUAUCAAUAGACGACUGGUUAAAAGUAUGGUGUCAAACUCUAAGUAAGUGUACAGUUGCUUCAGAUAUGCCUCUAUGGCUGAAAUACUUUCAGAAUAUAUUGUUUAAAUCUUUGGAUUCAGGUAAAGGUGAAAUAGAAAAAUCAAAUUUACAAAGGUUCUACGACACGUUUCUAGGUUCAAACUGUGAGGAAUCCAAGCAAGUCGUAAUUGACGCUAUGUACAAUUCACUUACCUCAAAUGGAGAUUUUAAGUUGGAUCGUGAUACAUGGGGUCGAUGUUUCGCAAACUGGUUAUUAGGUACCAGACCUAAUGGAUCCGGACAAUGGUUAUUUGCAAAAUGUGGCCCGACACCUGAAUUCUUCCCUAUAGAUUAUUCUGCUAUGAAUUCCACGGUAAAUACAAGGGACACUUAUUCACAUAAAAGACGAAGCGAUAGACAUUCAAUUGUGGUCUAAUAAAAACAAUAAUAAUCGAUAUUCAUAUUUGUUGCCAUGUGAAUAAUAUGCUAAACAACCCAUCGGUGUAUUUUUGUAUAUGUAUAAAGAAAAUAUAAACGUUUUUUCGUA
Sipha flava (yellow sugarcane aphid) is the source of this 1261-nucleotide messenger RNA. RefSeq names its product sarcoplasmic calcium-binding proteins II, V, VI, and VII-like. The record is from RefSeq and is a predicted model, not a curated record. The transcript has 7 exons. The coding region runs from base 86 to 1150 and encodes 354 amino acids. NCBI's taxonomy places the organism in Eukaryota, Metazoa, Arthropoda, Insecta, Hemiptera, Aphididae.